Molecule: messenger RNA, 1049 nt
Organism: Lactuca sativa (garden lettuce)
Lineage: Eukaryota; Viridiplantae; Streptophyta; Magnoliopsida; Asterales; Asteraceae
Gene: LHCA4
Product: light-harvesting chlorophyll-protein complex I subunit A4
Biological process (GO): photosynthesis, light harvesting
Cellular component (GO): membrane
Source: RefSeq, a predicted model, not a curated record
CCAAUGAAAUCAGUUCUACAAAAGGUGACACAAACAGAAAUCUUCAACUCACCUCAACAACACAAUCCACAAACCCCUUCUUUCAUCCCGCCGGAAAACAUGGCCACCGUCACACAAGCCUCAGUCGCCGUUUUCCGGCCAUGCGCCUCAAGAUCCAGCUUCCUUUCCGGAUCACAGGGAAAAUUAAACCGAGCAUUGGCUGUCAAACCUGCCACCUCUUCGUCUUCCUCAUUCAAGAUUGAAGCCAAGAAAGGUCAAUGGCUACCUGGGUUGGCCUCACCUGGUUACCUUGACGGAAGUCUUGCAGGAGAUAAUGGAUUUGAUCCACUUGCCUUGGCAGAGGACCCUGAGAACUUGAAGUGGUUUGUACAAGCUGAGCUUGUGAAUGGGAGGUGGGCCAUGUUGGGUGUCGCCGGAAUGCUAUUGCCGGAGGUUUUGACAAGCGCUGGCAUACUCAAUGUUCCUAAGUGGUACGACGCCGGAAAGUCUGAAUACUUUGCAUCGUCCUCGACUUUGUUGGUUAUUGAGUUCAUCUUGUUCCACUACGUAGAGAUCAGAAGGUGGCAAGACAUCAAGAAUCCAGGAAGUGUUAAUCAAGAUCCAAUCUUUAAAAGCUACAGCUUGCCUCCUAACGAAGUUGGGUACCCAGGUGGCAUAUUUAACCCCCUAAAUUUUGCACCAACAGCUGAAGCCAAGGAUAAAGAGAUUGCCAAUGGGAGACUGGCAAUGUUGGCGUUCUUGGGAUUCGUGGUUCAACACAAUGUGACUGGGAAAGGGCCAUUUGAUAACCUAUUGCAACACUUGUCGGACCCAUGGCACAACACCAUUGUCCAAACACUUUCUGGAAACUAAAGAUGUUGUGGCUGAAAGGCUAAAGAUCGAGGUGAAAAAGAAGAAUGUUGUUGUGUUUGUAAGCUAUGAGUGGUGCAUGAGUUCUGAACUUUAGAUCUAAGCUUUUAAGUGUUAACAAGAAGCUUUUGAAUGUACAGAGGAAAAUGAGAUGCAUUUCAUCAUUCAUUUAAACUUAAUGUCAUGACCAUUUUGUCAAA